AUGGAGUACCAAGAUGUUGUGAUCAGUGAAUCAGGGGAGGAGGAAAUCACUGAAACCUGUGAAGAAGUUGUGCAGCAGAUCAUCCAAGAAAACAAGGAGGAAGACGAACCAGCAGUUCAUGGAGACAAGAACAAAAUCUCAGAAGAAGAAAGGAAAUGGCAAGAGGAAAGAGUGAGGGACAUGGAGUACCUUUGGGGUGAAGGCUCACUUGAAUAUUCCUUGAAUCUUAUUGAGCAUCGCCUCGAGGAAAGGAGAAGCUUGCGAAGAAUGGGACAAAGAUGGAACUCAUCUGUUUGCAUCUUUCGGCUCCCUGACACCUACUUAGAUAUCAACUGCAAGGCCCAGAAACCUGAGAUUGUAUCGAUAGGCCCUUAUCACCGGGGCAAAGAGAACUUGCUCGAGUUUGAAGAGCACAAGUGGUUGUUCCUUGAGCGGCUUCUUUCCCGUCCAGGAGUUUUUAGAAUGGAUUUAAACCAGUAUCUCAGGAAGAUGAGGCAGAUGGAAAAGCGCGCAAGAGACUGUUACUCAGAGUCUGUCCCCAUGUCUACUCAUGACUUCGUUGAAAUGAUGUUGCUUGAUUCUUGCUUUGUCAUUGAGCUCUUUCGCUACAUUGACCGCAGUCGAACUGAUAUGUUCAGCACUGGUAAUCCUAUCUAUGGAAGGCCAUGGCUGAUCCCAGUUCUCAUCAGGGAUCUCUUUAAGCUCGAGAACCAGCUUCCCCUUUUCGUUCUAGAAUCGUUCUUUAUAGCGUCCAAGAGUCCUGAAGAAUACAGAAGCCCCCGCUCUUUCUGCAAGCUUGUCUUAGAAGUUUUUGCUCUAGUCUCGCCCGGUCUAGUGUCACCAAUGUUGUCAGACACAAUAACCUUUCACCAAGAUUUGAAAGCCAAGCAUUUACUCGACUUCCUUCACUCGAGUCUUCUUCCUCAAAACCAAGUCACAAUUCGCAAAAGACAAGACGAAUAUCAUCGAUCAGGUCAGCCCGGUCAGUCAAUACAAAGUGUAACACAACUCCGGCCAUCAGGAAUCAAGUUCAAGUCAAGGAAAUCUGAGAGCUUGUUAGACAUAAAGUACCAGAAGGGGGUGCUAGAAAUCCCCACCAUAACCAUUAAUGACGUAACUGCCUCUGUCCUCAUAAACUGUGUUGCCUGGGAAGAAUGUCUGGAAGAUGACCUCAAAUACUUUUCCCACUAUGUCUCUUUCAUGAAUUGUCUCAUCAGCCAGCCCAGAGAUGUUGCAUUUCUCUGCUCAGACGGAAUUAUCUCAAGAUUUUCCAACGAUGAUCAAUAUGUGGCUAACUUGUUUAAUAAUCUAGCGAAAUCUAAGGUGUUCAACAAUAGAGAUUGCUAUCUCUGGAAGGAAUUCAAAGAGAUACAGGCAUAUUAUUGCAGCAACUGGGCAACAAUGAGAAGAACUUAUUUCAGCAGUCCAUGGUCAUUCAUCUUGGUCUUCUCUGCCUUCUUCCUCAUUGCUCUGACCAUGAUACAGACUGCCAUGUCUGUUUUGAGUUACCAGCGCCAAUUCGGUUAG
Molecule: messenger RNA, 1527 nt
Organism: Vitis vinifera (wine grape)
Lineage: Eukaryota; Viridiplantae; Streptophyta; Magnoliopsida; Vitales; Vitaceae
Product: UPF0481 protein At3g47200
Exons: 1
Coding region: 1-1527 (508 amino acids)
Source: RefSeq, a predicted model, not a curated record